AUCUGAAUCACAUUCCUCUCUCUCUCUCUCUCUCUCUCUCUCUCUCUCUCAAAAUCAGGUUCACACAUACCUGCAAAUUCCAAAAGCCACCAUUUUAGUUUCUGAUCAGAGCUUCCAAAUCCCAGCAGAGUAGUAAAGGUAAAUUUAGUAGUUGAAGCAGAGGAAAGUAAGGAUCUCAAGUAGAGUAUAAAAAUGGGUGGUCUGUCGAUGAAUAUUUCCAACGGCGCAGGAGGAGCAAGGUCUGCUUCCCAGUACCACACCCACAAGGUGUUCCUGUUGUGCAACUAUAUUUUGCUAGGCGCGGCCUCCAGCUGCAUCUUCCUCACGCUGUCUCUGCGGCUGCUCCCCUCAGUGUGCGGCUUCUUCCUCAUCCUCCUCCACAUAUUCACAAUUGGGGGGGCAAUAUCUGGAUGCGCGGCAGCCUCCGCGGGGACGACGUCGGGCAAGUGGUAUGGAGCCCACAUGGUGGCCACAGUGCUGACAGCAAUAUUUCAGGGGUCUGUGUCAGUGCUCAUCUUCACGAGGACGGGUGACUUUCUUGGGGAGCUGAGGUCGUACGUGAGGGAUGAGGACGGCGCUGUGAUACUCAAAUUGGCCGGAGGCCUCAGUGUCGUCAUCUUUUGCUUGGAGUGGGUGGUCUUGACCCUCGCCUUUUUCCUCAAGUACUAUGCCUCUGUCCAAGGCACUACUACUGCUUCUCCUGCUAUGAGGAGUUCCAAGGUGCAACAAGAGGAGGACUUGAAGGACUGGCCAUGGCCAUUCCAAGUCUAACAUUCAUUCAGUCAAUUAUUAUAUCCAUCUCCAUCUGCUGCUUUCGUUUCAUUCUAUUCUAUUGAUUAAAUCAAAUUAUAUACACGUUGUUUGGUGUGUAAUUUGUUGAUUCGAUUCUAUUCAAUUCAGUUGUUUGUUGUGAAGAUCAGGAAAAUUGUACUUUCUUCAUCUGUUAUAUGUAAGUUUUGUUCUAUUUUCUUUUCA
Prunus dulcis (almond) is the source of this 975-nucleotide messenger RNA. RefSeq lists its product as uncharacterized. The record is from RefSeq and is a predicted model, not a curated record. Bases 193 to 771 code for a protein of 192 amino acids. Lineage: Eukaryota; Viridiplantae; Streptophyta; Magnoliopsida; Rosales; Rosaceae. The transcript has a single exon.